Molecule: messenger RNA, 1806 nt
Organism: Daphnia carinata
Lineage: Eukaryota; Metazoa; Arthropoda; Branchiopoda; Diplostraca; Daphniidae
Product: coiled-coil domain-containing protein 50-like
Exons: 10
Coding region: 158-1306 (382 amino acids)
Source: RefSeq, a predicted model, not a curated record
UUUCAUCUAAAUAAAUGUUGCUUUGUGAAAGAAAGUUCGUGAAAUGAAAUUAUGUGUUUGGUACAGUGUUAACAUAAGAGAAACUACCAUCGUCGGUUUUUUUUUACAACGUAGCGUGUCUUUUGAGGCUGCAUUUUAAUGUUUCUUCCUCUCGGAGAUGGAUCAAUCCAAGUCCUCAUCUGGUGUCCAGCACAAAACACUUGUUCAGGAAGGAGUAAUGAGCUCAGCUCAAAGAUCCUUCACUUGUCCUAAAAUAGGAAUUUUUCAUGAAGUUUGCAGAGAAUGGCUUGUUAUUGAAGAUAGUGCCUUGGCUCAUCAGCUUCAAGACCAGGAGAUUGCAGCCCAUUAUGGACACAAUCGGGAGAGAAAUCGCAUUGUUAGAGGGGAUGUCUCUCAGGCGCGUUCAGAGCAAGAGGAUGAAUUAAAGCAAGCACUUGCUUUACAACAGUUUCAGCAGGAACUCCGUCUGCAACAAGAAAGAGAAGAUGAAGAAGCAGCAAGGCUAUUAGCAGAAGAAUUGGAAAGGGAAGAGGAACUUCAACGACAAAAGAGAGUUAUUCAAGAUGAAAAACUCGCACAGAAGCUACAGACUGCAUUGGUUCUAAAACCUCCUGGAAAUCCCUAUACGACCGAAAAAGUAUCUCGCCUUAACAAAGUGGAACCUAUCUCCUCUUCAGUAAAAAUGUUGGAUAUGAAUCAACCUAUGUCGGAGGAAGAGUCUCGAGAGUGGCAAGAACGUUGCGAUGCAGAAAUGGCUCGAAAACUGCAACAAGAAGAGGAAGAAGAAUCAAAAUUCCGUAGAGAUGUGACCGAUUUGAGCCGAAAACUUGCUAUUGAAGCAAAAGAUCUCGAGUUAGCUCAAAUGCUACAAGAAAAAGAGAAAGCUCGUCUACGUAAAGCCAAAGAAAAGGCUCGUCUUAAAGCACAGCAAGCCCUUCAAGCCCAGCAAGCCCUUCAAGCUCAUUCCCAACAACCGCCACAAACCCAGCCGAGCCAGCAAACAGUUAAUAAUGAGGAGGACUUUAAUCGACAUGCAAAUUCCUUUUUACCUACUGGAACUCAAAAUAUUGCUGCUUGCAUUGACCCUACGUGGGCCAGAAGAUAUCAUAAUCCUGAAACUCGAUCUGAUGUGGUACCAAGGACACAAAUUCCGAUUACCGAUUUAGAUUUUCCUGCACCGGUUCAACCCAUUGUUUCUGGUCAUCGACGAACUCCUUGUGGAACUCGAUCUGAAUCACCUGCUACAGAAACGGCAAACGUCGAUCAAUCGCGAAACAAAUCUCGGAAAGGAUGCUCUCACCAAUGAUUUAAACGCCUUAGUUGUAACCUUGUCAUUCAGACCUAAAUAACUCUUAAUCCUUACUAAUUAUUUCGAUCUGAAAAUUUUACGUUCCACCUAUUUUUUCUUCUUUUUUGUUUUAGGACCCCAAAGUCUUGUACUAUUUUUUUUAUUUAAUAUUAGCUUUUUAUGUAACACACUUACCUGCACCGUUUACUUAUAACUAACUUGUUAACCAUCCUGACCAUUUGGUUGCCUUAUUCUUGUCUUACCAUUUCGUCCAAGCGGUUACGGUGUUUAAUGCCAAUGAAACUCUUGAUCUAAUAUGUUCCGUCCCGUCUAAUGUUUCGCCUCAAUUCUAUUUACACAGGACCAAAUUCAACUUUUCUUCUUCUUAUGAAGCAGCUUUGAAAGUUUUUGCCUUGACCAAAUAUCAUCAUUCGUUUCAAACUGAUGGGUAUAUUGUACGAAAUUUUCGAACCAUUUUACUCACAACUUAAAAUAUACUGAUUUUGUAGUUCUUGUAA